Messenger RNA from Vicia villosa (hairy vetch), 513 nucleotides. Its product is annotated as caffeoylshikimate esterase-like. The record is from RefSeq and is a predicted model, not a curated record. The coding region runs from base 1 to 513 and encodes 170 amino acids. Gene Ontology annotation, molecular function: lipase activity. Lineage: Eukaryota; Viridiplantae; Streptophyta; Magnoliopsida; Fabales; Fabaceae. The transcript is spliced from 3 exons. Gene Ontology annotation, cellular component: membrane.
AUGGUUCCACCAAAGUUGCUAGCGCAGAUUCUUUUCGGCAUAGCUAAUAUUCUACCAAAGCAAAAGUUAUUUCCACAGAAAAAACUAUCAGUGGCAGCAUUUCGAGACCUGAAGAAGAGAGAAAUGACAGCUUAUAAUGUUAUUGGCUACAGAGAUAAAUCGCGUUUAAGGACUGCUACAGCUUAUAAUGUCAUUGGCUACCGUGAUAAACCGCGUUUGUGGACUGCUGUCGAGAUGCUUAAAACGACUCAAGAAAUUGAAAAGAGAUUGGAAAGAGUAUCUUUGCCAUUGUUAAUCCUUCAUGGAGAGGCCGAUAUUGUGACGGAUCCGUCAGUGAGCAAAACAUUUUACGAGAAAGCUAGCAGCUCAGACAAGAAGCUUAAACUUUACAAAGAUGCUUAUCAUUCUCUUCUUGAGGGGGAGCCUGAUGAAAUGACAAUUCAAGUUUUUAGUGAUAUUAUUUUAUGGCUUGAUGAACACAGCUUGAAACAUUCUUCAUUUUCCUCUAAUUGA